Messenger RNA from Odocoileus virginianus texanus, 2506 nucleotides. The record is from RefSeq and is a predicted model, not a curated record. Lineage: Eukaryota; Metazoa; Chordata; Mammalia; Artiodactyla; Cervidae.
CUAUUCCCGUUUUUCACAGACAAGAAACUUGGCCCCAAAAUUCGUGGGUAAAUUGGAUAGUCUAAUAGCUAAUGAGUGGGGGGCGGGGGGAGGCGAAAAGUAUAUACAUAUGGAUAUGACUUAAACUCUCUUAAGUUCUUUACCACUAAAGUCCCAUCGUCUCAUACAUCUACCCAAGGAAAUCAGUUAUUAGAAGGUAAUUUUGACAUCUUAAGCUAUUUUUAGCCUUGACUGAAUGCUCCAGUCCUUUGGGUCUCACCCCUGUGGUUGAGUAAUCUCACCGGAGUGUUGAGGCAGAGCCCAAAGACAUGGUUACCAUUCCUAGAGAUUUUCCGUUCAGCUUGGCUUAUGUGGGUGUUGAGGGAAGGACAAGUUCUUAUCAUCAGAGAGCUGCAUGAAAUGAUCCAGCCAAGAAGGGAAAUGAUCUUGCCUUUGGGAUACUCUCAGCGUGGGAAGAGGAAUAGAGUGGGAAGAAGUAUUUCCCUUCUGAUUCAGGAAAGCAAAACAAAAGAGAGCUAAAUAUAGUCAAUGCUUGAUCUUAUACCAGUGGCAAGAGCAGAAGUUAAUAAUAUGAUCCAAAGCAGCAGAUUUGCAGAGGCUGAAUUAAGGCUAAUGAAAUGGGACUCAUGAAGAGUGAUUAUGGAAGAUGAUGGUGCUGGUGUCUGUGGCCUCUUGCCAUUCUUGCAAUCUGAAGCUUAAGAAGUCCUUCCAGCGCUCCUGUGGAGGACCCUCACCACUGCGGAGCUUGGCCCCUAGUGACUCCGGGCUCCUGGUUCUCGGUCUCCCCGACCGCCCUCCUUCCUGGGAAGAUGUUCCUGGUGGGCCUGACAGGGGGCAUCGCUUCGGGCAAGAGCUCCGUGAUCCAGGUGUUCCAGCAGCUGGGCUGCGCGGUGAUCGAUGUGGACGUCAUUGCCCGGCACGUUGUCCAGCCGGGAUACCCCGCCCACCGGCGCAUUGUGGAGGCCUUCGGCACCGAGGUCCUGCUGGAGAACGGUGACAUUGAUCGCAAGGUCCUGGGCGACUUGAUCUUUAACCAGCCCGACCGGCGGCACCUGCUCAACAGCAUCACCCACCCUGAGAUCUGCAAGGAAAUGAUGAAAGAGACCUUCAAGUACUUCCUCCGGGGAUACCGCUACGUGAUUCUGGACAUCCCCCUGCUUUUUGAGACCAAGAAACUGCUCAAGUACAUGAAGCACACGGUGGUGGUAUACUGUGACCACGACACGCAGCUGGCCCGGCUGAGGCGGCGGAACAGUCUGAGCCACGAGGACGCGGAGGCCCGGAUCAGGGCCCAGCUGCCCCUGAAAGACAAGGUGCACAUGGCCUGCCACGUUCUAGACAACUCGGGCGAGUGGAGCGUCACCCGGCGCCAGGUGGUCCUGCUGCACGCGGAGCUGGAGCACUCCCUGGAGUACCUGCCACUGCGGCUCGGGGUCCUCACGGGGCUGGCCGGCAUCGUCGGUCUGCUCUACCUGCUGACCCACUACCUCCUGCCUGCCCCCUAGCUGGACCCUCCAAGGCAGGAACUGCUGGGUCUCCGUCUUCUCAGAGGCUGGAACCAGGUCACAAAUGCAUCGGGUUUCCUCCCAACCCCUCAACACACGCACUCUGAAUCUGGGCUGGAGCUCUGCCCUGGGCCUACCUUUCAUCUGAGCAUAUACUGCAUUCUGUCCGAGGCAGGGAAACAGCCCUCUGUCAGCAGAUGAUCCUUUCCACCUCCCCCAGAGCCCCUCCCUCUGGAACCCCCCACAGAACAGUGUCCAUGAGAGGGUGUGGCAGUAACAGUGAGAGACUGUUGUUAAUUUCUUGUGGGUGGGGGUGAGGAGCACUCUCAGGGGCCGUCACCAGUGUUUAAAGCUGGGAGGGUCCCUGGGCCUGAACCAUCUCCAAGCAUGUGCCCCAUCAUGGCCAAAGUGUCCUUUUAGUGGACAUCGGGGAAUCAGUUUGGACCAAAGGCUGCCACCUUCAUGCAGGAUUCCCCCAUAGACUGAAGCCCUCAGCCAGGAUACAGGAAGGAUUCCCUUGUGGGUGAUGCUGUAUCCGGGCAGAGGCCAGGCCUCUUCUGAGAUGACCCACCGUGGUGGGUCAAAUGACCCGUGGCAUUUGCCCAGCACUCCCUGCAGCCCGCUCCCUGCCCCCUACCACUCUACCUCCCUGAGCUCUUGGUGGUCCCCGUGCACCUGGAUGUUUCUUGCCUCUGUGCCUUUGCCUUGUUGCUCCCCAAUCUCAAAUAACCCUUCUGCCCCCCCCCCCCACAACUGGUUACCUUCUAACUCAGGCACCACCUGAAGCUCCAGGUGGGGUUAGGUGCUCUGGGUUACCACCCUGCCACCACCAUCAUGUUUUACCUGAAUCCACAGUAUAAUCAACCAAAAGCUGGUUGGUCUUUCCUCCUAGACUGUAAGCCCCUUGUAGGCAGAAACUGUUUCUUAUUCAUUUCUGUUCCUGGUGCAGAGCCUGAGUUGCCGCUGGUGCUGAAUAAAGUGUGUUGAUCUGAAAUGCCCCA